This is a messenger RNA of Mus pahari (shrew mouse), 1703 nucleotides long. RefSeq names its product SLAM family member 5-like. Lineage: Eukaryota; Metazoa; Chordata; Mammalia; Rodentia; Muridae. The transcript has 9 exons. Gene Ontology annotation, cellular component: external side of plasma membrane. The record is from RefSeq and is a predicted model, not a curated record. Gene Ontology annotation, biological process: positive regulation of monocyte chemotactic protein-1 production; regulation of macrophage activation; negative regulation of interleukin-6 production.
GUUCUCUCUAAUGGUGAACACCUUUCUGGACCAGCUCUGGGUUGGAAUCUGAUUUCUGCUCUGCUCCGGAAACACCACACUGAAGUGAAAGCAGCUACCACGCGAGUUCUUUUUCCUCAGAAGACUGGGGUCUGACUGGACAUGGCCCAGCGCCAUCUGUGGAUCUGCUUCCUUUGCCUGCAAACCUGGUCUGGAGCAGCAGGAAAAGAUGCAGACUCGAUGGUAGUGAAUGGGAUUCUUGGGGAGUCAGUUACUUUCCCCUUAAAUAUUCAAGAUCCACAGAAAAUUACUAACAUUGCCUGGGUGUCUCAAUCAUCUGUUGCUUUUAUAAAACCAGGAGUCAAUGGAACUGAACUUACUGUAACCCAGGUCAUUUAUAAAGGACGACUAGAAGUCAUAGAUCAGAACUAUGACCUGGUCAUUAGGGACCUGAGGAUGGAAGAUGCAGGAACUUACAAAGCAGAUAUCAAUGAAGAGAAUCCUGAGAAAACCAUCACCAAGAUCUACCACCUUCAUAUCUACCGUAAGUUAUGGUAGCAUGGGGCCUUGGAUUUCCUUUUUUUUUUUCCCUUUGGAGAUUUUGGAGAACUUCAACAGACACUUAGCAAAGGGUCUAUGUCAGGAUUAAAUGGAACAUUCGCUGUCCCUCGAAAUAUCAAGGCUCAACAGCUGCGUGCCAAGUUGCUCCUCUUGGAAGUCUUUAAGCCUUCAAAUAAAACCAGAAGGGAGACCUGUGAGGGACAGAAAAGCAAUGUCCUUCAAAUCGUCCACUCCCCCAUGGACCAAAAACUGACUUACACAUGUACAGCCCAGAACCCUAUCAGCAACAGUUCUGACUCUGUCACUGUCCAGCAGCCAUGUACAGACACACCAAGCUUCCAUCCUCACCAUGCUGUGUUGCCAGGGGGACUGGCCAUGCUCUCCCUGCUUAUUCUCAUUCCGGUGUUGGCACUUCUGUUCCAUUUGUACAAGAGAAGGCGAGACAGGAUUGUCCUGGAAGCAGAUGAUGUCUCAAAGAAAACAGUAUAUGCUGUAGUUUCAAGAAAUGCUCAACCCACAGAGUCCAGAAUCUAUGAUGAAAUCCCUCAGUCCAAGAUGGUGUCCUGUAAGGAAGAGCCGGUGACCACCAUUUAUUCCUCAGUGCAACUUUCUGAGAAGACAAGGGAAACCAACAUGAAGGACAGAAGUCUACCUAAGACUUUGGGUAAUGAAAUUGUUGUCUAGGUGAUCAUGCAGCACUCUCCCUCUGGAAACUGAGUUACAAGCAGAGCAGGAGACCUUCUGUUACUGGACAUUCCUUGUAUUCAUGUGGGGUUAUGCACACACCCUAACUCAUCGAAUCCUUUCGAAACCCUUUUCACUUCAUGGGGCAUACAAAAAAUGAUUUUUGACACAAAGGAUGAAAUCAUGAAGGCUGUUCAUGUCUAUAGAAGACUGAAGAUAGAUGGAAGAUUCUCAUGUCAAUAUGUAACAUCACUGUCCAACAGUUGUGGAAAGAAACCAGUCAAUAUUGUGAAUACCUGUAACAUACCAUGACAUACCAGCUAGAUGUUCUGUGCAGAUUCAGCUUGUGUAAGGAACCCUGAUGCAAGACCUCCACCAGCGCUAUAGUACCUUAAGUUACUUAGGAGUGGCAUCUUUAGGGUAUAUGUUACCCUUGACUUGAAUGCAUGGCAUGGCCAGCCAAGUGUAGGCUACAUGGC